AUGACCCAAGUGGAAGAGGCAGCCCGCCGCCUGUCCAAGACCGGGACCAGCCUGUACGCCGUGCUGGAGCUCAAGAAGGGCGCCUCCCCCGACGAAAUAAAAAAGGCCUACAGGAGACUGGCCUUGAAGUAUCACCCAGAUAAGAACCCAGGGGACGCUCAAUCAGCAGAAAUAUUCAAAGAGAUCAACUCAGCGCACGCGAUCCUGAGCGAUCAUAAGAAGCGGAAAAUCUACGACCAGCAUGGCUCAUUGGGAAUAUAUCUAUACGAUCACUUUGGUGAAGACGGCGUCAAGUACUAUUUUAGGAUGAAUAGUUGUUGGUUCAAGACACUUGUCAUCCUGUGUGUUCUGCUCACCUGUUGCUGCUGCUGCUGUUGCUGCUGCUUUUGCUGUGGCACACUCAAGCCGCCCCCUACCGAGGAGAUAGGCAAGAAAAAAUACCAGCAGAACGUCCAGACUCAGCCUGGGCAAGCAGGAAACAAAGCGAAUUUUAGAAAAUCGGAAGAUGAUGAUGAAGAUAAUUAA
This is a messenger RNA of Pipistrellus nathusii (Nathusius's pipistrelle), 525 nucleotides long. The record is from the annotation of a GenBank genome assembly. Lineage: Eukaryota; Metazoa; Chordata; Mammalia; Chiroptera; Vespertilionidae.